AUGAAAAAACAAUCUACUAUUGAUGGAUUUUUCAAAAGAAAACACUCAAGUUCUACUCAAGAUUCUGAAAACCUGUCGGGGAUUGUUUUGGAUGAAGAUUCCCCCAUGCCUAAUGUUCGUGAGAACCGUUUCAAAAAAACUCAUCUUGAAAAUAAUGAAAUUGAUCUUAGUACAUUAGAACGAGAUCCUGGUUUGCGUAAGCAAAUUUAUGAUUAUCCUGUUAGUCAACGAGAUACUAUUAUGCGAGCAUAUAUUAAUCUUGGUCCCUUUCAACAAACACUUUCUGUAUAUCCGAAAUCUGGACCUGAAACCCAUAAACGUAGUUUUCAAGUUUCUUGGUUUAAGUUAUUUCCUUGGUUUGAAUAUUCGAAGAGCUUAGAUGCUGCAUUUUGUUUUCCGUGUUUUCUAUUCAACAAAGCUUCUGGAAUGGGACACUACGGCCAACGAGCAUUUACUAUAGAUGGAUUUCAGAACUGGAAGAAAGUUGGUGGAAAAAGUUGUGCCUUUUUGCAGCACAUGGGCUCUGAGUGUACAUCUUUUCACAAUGUUGCACAAAAAUCAUGUGAUGAUUUGUUAAAUGAGGCGCAAGAUAUAUGGAAUGUGUUUGAGACAUUUACAGAAGAAGAGCGUAAAAAUAAUAGAUUGAGAUUGAAGGCUACUAUUUAUACAGUCCGUUUGUGUGCCUUUCAAGGAAUUGCAUAUAGAGGCCACGAUGAAGGACAAGAUUCUAUAAACAAAGGAAAUUUUCGUGAAAUAUUGAAGGUACUUGGUGAUUUUAACAUAGAGUUGGAAGAAUUGUUUCGUACUGCUCCUAAACAUGCAUUAUAUACAUCACCAUCAAUUCAAAAAGAGAUUUUAAACCUUAUAUCAACUACGGUGAGGAAGAUGAUUUGUGCGGAGAUUAAUGGUGGAAAAUUUUGUUUACUUGUUGAUGAAGCACGUGAUCAGUCUAAUAAAGAACAAAUGUCAAUUGUUUUGAGAUUUUUAAAUAAAGAUGGCUUUAUUAUGGAGCGUUUCUUUGGGCUUGUUCAUGUACCUGACACUACAGCAAAAACUCUUAAGAAUGCAAUUUAUUCUGUAUUGUCACGUAACAAUCUUGAUCUUAAGUCAAUUCGUGGUCAAGGGUAUGAUGGUGCAAACAAUAUGCGAGCAUUAGUGGCUGCUUCACAAGGAGUUGUUGCAUUACAAAAGUUUUUUACUCGAUUAUCUUUUGUUAUCAAUGUUGUUGGUGCUUCCUCCAAGCGUACCGACCAACAUAGAGAUGCACAAGCUGAGGAAAUUGCAUAUAAGAUUUCUAUUGACGAGUUAGAGACAGGUAGAGGUCUUAAUCAAAUUGGUACAUUACAACGAGCUGGUGAUACUAGAUGCAGUUCUCACCGCAAAUCAGUUUUAAGCUUAAUCAAAAUGUUUAGUCCAACUUGUGAGGUUUUACUUAAAAUUAUUAAGGAUGGAACCGGUUCAAUCAAAGGUGAUGUAGAUUCAGCAUAUGAGGCUAUUACUACAUUUGAGUUCAUUUUUGUUCUCCAUCUCGAGAAAGAAAUAAUGAAGAUCACUGAUUUGCUUUGUCAAUCUUUACAAAGACAAUCUCAAGAUAUUUGUAAUGCAUUGAGGCUAGUUGCAUCCACCAAAUUGUUAUUGCAAAAAAUGAAAGAUGAAAGAUGGGAUGGUUUACUCUCUCUUGUUAUGUCAUUUUGUCAGGAGCGCAACAUUGAUAUCCCCGAUAUGUCUUCUCCAUACUUUAGUAGAGGGGCUCGAGCACGUAACGAGGGUAGUGAUCAUACACUUGAACAUCAUUACCGAGUGGAUAUAUUUUAUGAAGCAAUUAAUUGUCAAUUAAUGGAAAUAAAUCAUCGAUUCAGUGAUAGAUCAACAUAA
Lactuca sativa (garden lettuce) is the source of this 1875-nucleotide messenger RNA. RefSeq lists its product as uncharacterized. The record is from RefSeq and is a predicted model, not a curated record. Lineage: Eukaryota; Viridiplantae; Streptophyta; Magnoliopsida; Asterales; Asteraceae.